Messenger RNA from Onychostoma macrolepis, 1223 nucleotides. RefSeq lists its product as uncharacterized. Bases 28 to 771 code for a protein of 247 amino acids. The record is from RefSeq and is a predicted model, not a curated record. Lineage: Eukaryota; Metazoa; Chordata; Actinopteri; Cypriniformes; Cyprinidae. The transcript is spliced from 3 exons.
AAGUGUUUCCCUUCUCUAACAUUCAUCAUGUUGUCUGUGGCACUGAGGCUGUUCAUCUUCUGCCUGUUUCAUCCGUGUAUUCAAGGUCCUCAGGUGCCAGUGAACACUGAGGUUCUUGCUCAAAUGAUCCAGUAUUUUGAUGAGAAGUUACAGCCAGGCGGGAAUAAUCAGUAUUCUGUACUAAUCAGGGUCCCAUAUCAACAUUGCACAGAUAGAUUUAGUCUUGAUUCAGUCUUCAACACAAAUGAAAUAAAAACAGCCUUCAAUUAUUUCAAGACCAACAGAGGAAGAAGGUUAUAUGAAGUCACCAAAGACUCAGUCAGUCUCACUGCCACAAAGCCGAGUUUGGAUCCUACCAGUUCUUCUGAAGAAGAUGACCAUGCUGAGUAUAUUCUUAUCUAUUCUAGAGAUGAUGCAAAUACUCCAUCUCCUCUGCAGAAAAUUUUGGACAUGAUAAAUGAUGAUCAGUGUGUUGUUUUGUAUACUUACAACUCACCUUGCAUAACAAAAUGCAUUAACGAUGAAGAUGACAGUAUUUUACAUGGCCUUUCAAACUGGAAAAACACACAGACAACUGGGAUAAAAGCUUUCGUUUUCCAAAAGAUCUGGCCCAAGGACUCGACUGGUUUGGCAGAGGAUCAGAAAGAGCAGUUUACAAAGAUUAAUGAUCUAGUGCCUCUAUAUCGAUGUGUAAAGAAUAAUAAUCAAAUGCAAUGUUAUAAGUGCGGAACUGCUGGCAGUCUAAUGUUGCUUCCAGACUGCGUGUCGUAAGCAUUUUAUGUCAAUAAUCAUAUUGUUGUAUGUUAAUGAAUGAUUUUCAUAUCACUGUAUGUCUUGCACCUAAAUAAAACUUAUUUUGACCAUGUAAUGGCAGCGCGUGUUAUAUUUAUAUGAAACUCACCAAAUUGAGAAACUAACGGAAUGCAUAGUCGAUAUAAAAAACUGGAUGACGAGUAAUUUUUUACUGCUAAAUUCUGAAAAAACAGGUGUUAAUUAUCGGACCUAAAAACCCCACAUGUAAUAACCUAGAACAUUAUCUAACACUUGACGGCUGCUCUGUCAAUUCUUCUUCAUCAGUCAGGAACCUAGGUGUGCUGUUCGAUAGCAAUCUGUCAUUUGAAAGCCAUGUUUCUAGCAUCUGUAAAACUGCGUUUUUUCAUCUCAAAAACAUAUCUAAAUUGUGACCUAUGCUCUCAACGUCAAAUGCAGAAAUGUUAGCUCAU